Ruditapes philippinarum (Manila clam) is the source of this 2906-nucleotide messenger RNA. Its product is annotated as BTB/POZ domain-containing protein 3-like. The record is from RefSeq and is a predicted model, not a curated record. The transcript is spliced from 3 exons. Bases 178 to 1686 code for a protein of 502 amino acids. Gene Ontology annotation, biological process: neurogenesis. Gene Ontology annotation, molecular function: protein binding. Lineage: Eukaryota; Metazoa; Mollusca; Bivalvia; Venerida; Veneridae. Gene Ontology annotation, cellular component: cytosol.
UAUAUUUCAUUUUGAUUCUAUACACAGUUGUUUCUCUUCUUGUGACCCAGUUAACAAUAGGCAUUGUGGGAAAUAUGUCAAGAAAACAAAGUGCAGGAAAUAUGUGAAAACUAUAGCAUUUGAGCAGUUUAAAAAAACAUUAUCAUAACAAAACAUUAAGAUGUAAUCACAAGAAAUAUGCAGAGUGCAUUUAGAAUGGCUACAAAAAGUUGUGUCCCCAAAUUCAGAAGUGAUUCUGAUGAAGAAGUUAACCAGGAGGUUCCCUCAAACUAUGCUGGGAACCAGACUGCCCAGAAACCCAUCCAGCGUGCACCUCGGUCCAUGACAGACCCGGUCUGGAAGACUCCGCGGAAUCCCCCAGCACCACCUCAGAUCUCCUUGCCAACUUCACAAGCAAGCCGAGAAUACAACUGGCAGGGUAACAUGACCUCAGUGAGGGAGAAAAAUUCUGUCAUGUACAACAAUCCACUUAUGGCCGAUGUUUAUUUCACAGUUGGAUCUGGCAACAACAAGCAGAGAAUUGCUGCACACAAGUAUGUGCUAGCCACUGGUAGCUCUGUGUUCUAUGCCAUGUUUUAUGGUGGACUGGCAGAUCAGAAGGAUGACAUUGAUUUACCGGAUGUUGAACCUGUAGCUUUCCAAAAUCUUCUUAGGUACCUUUAUUGUGAUGAGAUAAACUUGGCAGCUGACAAUGUUUUAUCUACAUUGUAUGUUGCUAAAAAGUACAUAGUUCCAUUCCUAGCCCGUGCCUGUGUACAGUAUCUGGAGACAAGCCUCAGUGCAAGGAAUGCAUGCAUUCUACUGUGUCAGGGAAGACUGUUUGAGGAGCAAGAACUCAUGGAACAAUGCUGGGAAGUGAUUGAUGCUCAGGCAGAAGAAGCGCUUGCUUCAGAUGGUUUUGUUGACAUUGACUUUAGCACUCUGGAAAGUGUAUUAUUACGCGAAACUCUCAAUGCACGGGAAGUUACAGUUUUCAAUGCAGCUUGUCGAUGGGCAGAAGCACAGUGCCGUAGACGCGAAGUUGAACCUUCUGCAGAAAACAAGAGGAAAGUUCUUGGAGAGUCUUUCAAUUUGAUAAGAAUUCCUUCCAUGUCAUUGGAAGAAUUUGCUAACGGCCCAGCCCAGUCUGGGAUCCUUUCCCAUAAGGAGACUACAGAUAUAUUUCUCUACUUUACCGCAAACAAUAAACCUGAACUUCCAUUUAAACGCAAGUCGAGAUCUGGCCUGUUACCACAAAAAUGUCACAGAUUUCAAUCAUCUGCCUAUCGCAGCAAUCAAUGGCGUUACAGGGGUCGUUGUGACAGUAUACAAUUUGCUGUUGACCGCAGGGUAUUCAUUGCUGGGUUUGGACUCUAUGGUUCUAGCAAUGGUGCAAUGGAAUACCAGGUGAAAGUUGAACUCAAAAAGGACGGCAUAAUUUUAGGGCAGAGUUUCUUAAGAUUUUUCUCAGACGGUUCCAGUAAUACAUUUCCAGUCAUGUUUGAUAAUCCAAUUCAAGUGGAGCCAGAAACAUUCUACACUGCUAGCGCAAUUCUAGACGGACCAGAGCUCAGCUAUUUUGGACAAGAAGGGAUGGCAGAGAUACAGUGUGGAAAAGUGACAUUUCAAUUCCAGUGUUCAUCUGACAGUACAAAUGGCACAGGUGUGCAAGGAGGGCAAAUUCCAGAAAUUAUUUUCUACUCCUAAAAUCUUUAUACACUUCAAAGCAUUGAACUGACAAUUCCUCUCAAGCAUUAUUAAAAGAAAAUGCUAUCCUUUUCACAUAAUACUAACUCCUAGAAAGUGUUCAAUUUUCAUCUUUAAAAUCCCAUAUUACACAAAACUAUAUACUUUGAAUAUUAAUAUUUUAAACCAAUGUACUGGUAUAUUGUAUUUUUAUAUGAUAAUUUAAGACAGACAACAGUUACUGUAUUGUUAUGUCAGUAAAACUGUUUAGUCUGUUUUAUAUCUGAAUUUACUAUACAAUGUAAAUAUCUUUUUAUGCUAUAAAAUGCAUCACAUUUAUUAUAACAUCUUCAUAAGAAAUGGGAAACAUUUAGUGGGAAUUUACUCUUGACAUCAUUUCAGUUUCUUAAUUGAGGGUUCAUAAUAACUCACUAUAAGCAUGCUCUGCUGUAUUGUAUAAGGAACUUCCUAAGCUUUAAAUUUGUAAUUGUCCAUAUGUUAUUUUGGGUAUAUGUUAAAGGAACUCCACUGACUGACUGAGGUCAGAAAGAUUUGAAUUUCUUACAAAGAUCAUCUGUGGCAUUUAAAACAGAAAUAUAUGCAAAGGAUAGUUAAGAAAUAUACUCAGAAAUAAAUUGAAAAUCGAAUAUUAGUGCUAUUCUUCGCCCGAUUUUAUUGAAAAGUCUAACCUUUUCAAUUUUUGAUCAGUUUUCACAGUUAAUUAGAAUAAUUAUUCUGGAAAUAUGGAGCAAGGGCAUGAUCUGAAUUUUGUUACAGCAAGCAACAAUAUUAAUAUAUGUAUCAAAUGGAACAUUAAUUUUGGAAAAUGAUUGCCAGUCCCUUCGUGUCUAAAAAAAACCUCAGUGGAGUCCCUUUAAAAUAUCAAGCAAGCAACAAUAUUAAUAUAUGUAUCAACUUAUACAGUGCUUAAACUUGUAUAAUUGCAUUUCCUUGCUUUAAUCAAGUAAUUUACUAUCAUUUGCUGUGAUAAUGAAUGCAAAAUACUAAAAUUUAUGACCAACUUCCAAGCUGGUCCAAUUCUUUAUUUGUGAUAUUUAUCAUGCCAGUAACUAUUGCUGUUAGCUUUUUCAAAAAGAAAUUUCCCUCAGUUUAAACAAGUAUUGUGUUGAACAAUUAAUAGGUGCAAUUAUAAUAAAGAUAUAAGCUUGAUUGUUUUCAUGUAGUUUAAUAAUACCAUGUACUGUUUACAAUUAUUUUGUACAAAUAAAAUAUAAUAUUAA